Molecule: messenger RNA, 2708 nt
Organism: Aedes albopictus (Asian tiger mosquito)
Lineage: Eukaryota; Metazoa; Arthropoda; Insecta; Diptera; Culicidae
Gene: dib
Product: cytochrome P450 302a1, mitochondrial
Exons: 7
Coding region: 137-1687 (516 amino acids)
Molecular function (GO): oxidoreductase activity, acting on paired donors, with incorporation or reduction of molecular oxygen; iron ion binding; monooxygenase activity
Source: RefSeq, a predicted model, not a curated record
GCCUCUCCGGUUGCUGCCGACUGAUCGAGUUAGUUUAGUAGCCGGCAGAGUAUGCGUCCGAUCAAGUUCGUUGCUCUUGAUCGCUGGAGUGUAUUUUCAUUGAUAAGUUUAAAGUGCCAUUUCAUUCUUUGGCAAAAUGUACCUUUCUUUGGUGAAGUCGAAAAUUAAAAGUGGUACUAUAUCGAUGACUUCGAGAUCGUGUGCAACUGUUAUACUUGAGAACGUGAAGCCCUUCAAUCAAAUCCCAGGCCCUCGAGGCCCCUUUGGAUUGGGGAAUCUGUAUCAGUACAUUCCAGGAAUCGGAAAAUACAGCUUCGAUGCCCUGCAUGAGUCUGGCAAAGACAAGUACGAAAAGUAUGGUUCCAUCGUACGAGAAACCAUGGUGCCCGGUCAGGAUAUCGUUUGGCUGUACGACCCGAACGACAUUGCCGCGGUAUUGAACGACAAAACGCCUGGGAUCUAUCCUUCGCGGCGAAGUCAUACCGCUCUGGCGAAGUACCGAAGAGAUCGUCCCGAUGUGUAUCGCACGGCUGGCCUGCUGGCGACAAACGGAAUCGAAUGGUGGAAGAUACGCUCGGAGCUACAGAAGGGACUGAGUUCGCCGCAGAGUGUGAGAAACUUUCUGCCGUUGACGGAUAAGGUCACGCGAGAGUUCGUCGCUAGCAUGAAGUCCACCGAUAAGGACUGCGUUCCCGAUUUCAUGCCCGCGAUAUCGAGGCUUAAUUUGGAAUUGAUCUGUCUCAUGGCCUUCGAUGUACGAUUGGAUAGUUUCUCCGAUGAACAAAUGAAACCCAACUCCCUAUCGUCGCGCCUGAUGGAAUCUGCUGAAGUUACCAACCAGAGUAUCCUUCCCACUGAUCAGGGUUUCCAACUGUGGAAAUACUUCGAGACUCCAGCCUAUCGAAAGCUCAGGAAAGCUCAAGAAUUCAUGGAAAAGACUGCCGUUGAGUUAGUGUCGCAAAAGUUACUCUACUUUGACGAAGAUCAACAGAAGCUAGCUUCCGGACAACACCGAUCGCGAUCACUUCUGGAAGAAUACCUGCGCAACCCCAAUUUGGAGUUGCACGACAUCAUCGGUAUGGCAGCCGACCUUCUGUUGGCCGGUGUUCACACGAGUUCCUACACGACGGCAUUUGCCCUGUACCAUCUGUGUCUGAAUCCAGACGCUCAGGAUAAACUCUACCAGGAAGCGUGUAAAAUCCUUCCGGACCCGUGGGAGUGUCAAAUCGAUGCUGCUGCACUGAACUCAGAAGCAACCUACUGUCGAGCCGUCCUGAAGGAAUCUCUCCGGCUCAACCCCAUCUCGAUUGGCGUCGGACGCAUACUGAACAAGGAUGCCGUCCUGGGAGGUUUCCACGUGCCAAAGGGAACAGUUGUCGUUACCCAGAACUUGGUAUCCUGUCGGCAAGAACGAUACUUCAAGAAUGCCAGCAAAUUCAUUCCGGAGCGAUGGAUGCGCGAUACCAAGGAGAUCGUAAAUCCCUACCUGGUGCUUCCGUUCGGCCACGGGAUGCGAUCGUGCAUUGCGCGACGGAUGGCCGAGCAGAACAUGUUGGUACUGCUGCUGAGAUUGAUUCGAUCGUACGAGAUCGAUUGGAAGGGCAGAGUUCCCAUGAACAUCGAGACGAAGCUGAUCAACCAGCCGGAUCAACCGAUCAAAAUUGAAUUCAGGUCGAGGAAAACGUGAUCUGAUGUUUUUCAAUCAAUAUGCAAUUCUGAGUAGGGUAUAUGUACCAUUCCUUGGCCUAAUUUGCAAGCCGCCUUGACAAUUUUGACCAUAACUCAGGAAAUAAUAGCACUGGAAAUAAUAUGUUGAGCAUAUUACACACUCUAGGCAUUGCAUGUUUCAUCAUUUGGAAGUAAACUAACGUAAAUAUUCAAGAAUUUACUUAAAGAAGUUGAAAAGAUUCGAUGCGAUGGUAUGCAACGUUGGUCUAUGGUACAAAAAUUGGCCUAUUAGUGGAUACAACGUUGGCCUAUUGCUUUCUACGCACUAGAACCACUAAUUAUCUCAUUUUUCAAUAUUUCUGCUGUAGUAUUAUCUCUGUUUGUUCACCAAUCUUAAUUUUAAAUUACAUAUUAUGCCUCUCAAGAAAAAUCAGAAUAUGGCGAUUAUCUGUCUCUGGCUUCUGAUAUCAGCGCGACAGUCACUAAUCAUAACAGCGUCACCAGAUUUAAAAGUAUAUAAUUCCACUAUAUGGGGUUUGACAGCAAGAACACUCAUUCCACUGAGCUACUCUUGCCGUUCGUCACAAAUACAUUCAAAAACAUCUGUCACUUCGCGAAACCCACGUGCUUUUGUUUUUGGCGGGAUCACUUUUUCUUUUGUUUUGCCUUGCGACUGUCACGCGGCGGUAUGCCUUGCGAGCGUACGACCGCCGCAGGACUCUAAUAAAAGAUAAGCGCGACAAUAUUUGGAGCCAAAUUUUCAAAAAAGUAUAAAUAAAUCACUUAAACUUAAGUUCUUUUUUAAUUUAGUAACGAAAGCAACGCAACCCUAUUAUUGUGUUAUAUUUUUACAGUCACCGCACACAAAAUCUUUCUUCCUGUUCGUUCUUUCUGGUUCUUACGCAAACAAUGUUGUGACGUCACUUUAUCGGUGUUUUUGACGUCACUUUACUGAUGGGCCAAGAUUUGUGUACAUAGUGAAAAAAAUGUCCUCAAUAUUCGGCCCACAUUCAAUUUGUGAAAUAGUUAUUAUUCGUCGA